This is a messenger RNA of Rhincodon typus (whale shark), 3941 nucleotides long. It is a transcript of the gene ciita, whose product is annotated as class II, major histocompatibility complex, transactivator. Bases 75 to 2795 code for a protein of 906 amino acids. NCBI's taxonomy places the organism in Eukaryota, Metazoa, Chordata, Chondrichthyes, Orectolobiformes, Rhincodontidae. The transcript is spliced from 12 exons. Gene Ontology annotation, biological process: positive regulation of transcription by RNA polymerase II; inflammatory response; positive regulation of MHC class II biosynthetic process. Gene Ontology annotation, molecular function: protein binding; ATP binding. The record is from RefSeq and is a predicted model, not a curated record.
UUUCAGCUAGCUCAACACAGGGAUCAACCCCCAAGAAUGUUGCAGUGGACCCAUGGAGUGCCUCAGCUGUUACUAUGAACACAUACUCACAGACUGUCAGUCCUGAAGUCAGUGCAAUUGUUCCAGGUUUCCCCAGCCCUCAAUCUGUCGAUAUUCAGAGCUCACCAGAGUCCAUGACCAGUGCUCAGCUUGUGGAUAGUCCAACCUCUCCAGUCUCUGUGGACAGUGAGAGACUAGAUCUCGAAAUAGAGUCAUCUGGUGAAGAAUCAUCAGGACCAACAAAUCCAACAAUCAAGUCAUACGGCAAAACAAAAGGUGUAGAAGCCUGUAUAGAAAUGGUGAAAGAAUAUUUGAGAGACAUGAGCCAACACUCUUACAUUUGCCAUGAACAUGACGAAAUGCUCCUUGAAGACAUUUACGUGGAUGUCACAAUGGUUGAGGUUCAAGCUGAAAAUAAGUCUGCAAAAAACGCCUCUAAGUGUUUGGACAAGGAAUGCAAAAUCUAUGACAUAGCAGAGCGAGAAAGAGGUGCUGUAAACUUGAGCAAUCUCUUUGACGUUUCAGGAAAACGACCAAGAGAAACCAAAAUCGUUGCCUUACUGGGGAGAGCAGGGAUCGGUAAAAGUGUACUUGUCCAAAAAAUCUGCCACGACUGGGUGAACGGGUCCUUCAGGCAGUUUGAGUUUGUUUUCUGGUUUAAGUGCAGGAUGCUCAAUUUUGCAAAGCAGAACACUUUAAAAGAUUUACUUUUCCAUCCAUUCCUUCCGACAUUAAAGAACACGGACGAGGUUUUUCAAUAUCUCUGUCACAAUUCCCGCAAAGUCCUGCUCAUUUUGGAUGACUUUGAGGACUUGUACUACCACGACGGCCUCCUGCAGCCUUCAGUGUGUGGCUCAGCGGAGAGACCUCACACUGUCAAACAGCUGUUUGCUGGCCUCCUCCAGAAGAAGCUGCUGAAGGGUUGCACGAUCGCUAUUACAGCAAGACCAAAAGAAACCUUCAACCAGUACCUCGGAAGGGUGGACAAAAUAGUGGAGGUGCUGGGCUUUCGCCCACACCACGUACAGGAAUUCCUGCACAGGUACUUUGAAGACUCCUCAGCUGCUGAAGCCGUGGCAUGUCUUCAGGAGCAGGGUUACCUGCUCAGCUUCUGCUCCACCCCUUUAUUAUGCAGAUUCAUCUGUUUCGUUCUGAAAGCUCAGCAUCAGACUGGAGAUGGGCGUUUGGUGUUACCGUCCACUCUCACUCAUUUAUUUCUGAACAUUUUCCACGUCCUGCUCCAGGGUAAAACUCAAAAUGUCGUGGCUUUGCACAGGCAGAACAUCCUGGAGUUGAGCAAACAUGCCUUUGCAGGGGUUCAGUGCCAUUACAAUGUCUGCAUGACCUCCAGAGCAGUAGAAAUGUCCAACUUUGCUUUGAAGCACGGCUUCCUAAGACCCUUCUUGAUGACUGGCGAAGGAAAGGGGCAGGAGUGUGGGAAGACUUUCUCUCAUUCUUUCCUGCAGAACUUCCUGGCAGGGCUUUACUUGUUGUUUUCUGAAGAUGUCAAGUGCAAAGGGUUGAUGAAGCUAAUCUCCUUGGAGCACAGAAAGCGGAAAUCUCAAGCGGACUGGCUCGACGUCGUUCGCAGGUUCCUGGUGGGACUGGCUUUUCAGGAAGGAAAUGAUUUCCUUCACAGCUUCGCCCAUCAUCCAAAAGCUAAUGUCAAAGGCAAGAAGCAAAAGAGCCUGCAGAAAUACUUGGCUGAACUCGACGUCUCUGCGCUCAGCACCAGUAAAUUGCUGGAGCUUUGUCAUUGUGUUUACGAAACCCAGAGCACUGAGCUGACUGAACGGGUAGCUGCUAAACUCGGCCAGAGAUUGUCCUUCAGAGGCACAAGGCUGACUCCAGCUGACAUCUUCGUACUGCUCUACAUAAUGCGGAGCUCACCGAAUAACUUUGCUGUCGACCUGAGAGAAACAAACAUCGACCUGACCGGAAUCCAGCAGUUCGCCGAGUUGAGGAAUGUCACCUCAUUCAGAGUGUCAGUAUGUGAUGCAAUAAAACUUUGGGAACAUUUGGAGCAAAAUGGGUUACGUGAGCUGCUUCGUCAGUCACUUCUUAAAUUUUCUGUGAAUCCUUUCGAGAUCAAGAGUUUGAAAGAUAUAGAUGACCUUGAUUUACUGGUACAAAUCCAUAAAGAUAGAAGAUUCCUUUUAAGCACACACGACACAUCUGGAGGCGAACUCUAUGAGUUACCUGCUGUCAGGACAUUACAAGUGCUGGAGUUUGCUCUUGGCCCAGUGGAUGGACCCCAGGGAUUUCAAAAAUUAACUAAGAUUCUACCAGCUCUGGCAUUUUUGAAGUAUCUAGAUCUUGAAGGACCAAGCUCGCAGAAAGUUAAAAUGAGUGAAAACAAAAUUGGAGAUGAAGGAGCUGAGAGAUUGGCAAAGGUGUUGUCUAAUCUAACAUCACUAGAAAAACUGACAUUGUCACGUAACCAGAUAGCAGACCGAGGAGCACAGGAGCUGGCGAGAUCACUUCCCAGCCUGAAGUUUUUAAAGACACUGAGUCUCUAUGACAAUAUCAUUGGUGACAAAGGGGCAGAAAAAUUAGCAGAAAUACUCCCAGUAAUGAAGUCACUAAAAGUUUUAGAUGUUAAAUUCAAUAAAAUCACAGAUGCGGGAGCACAGAGGCUCACACAGAGUUUAAAAGACUGUCCCCAUAUUGAGACAAUAUGGCUAUGGAGCCCGACAAUUACACACUGGAUGUCUGUACACAUUCAACAGAUUGAUGUUAGAAUUAAUUUACAGUAGGCAGUUCUUCAUGCUCAGUAUUGUACCAAAAUCAGCGGGAUUUGCAGGUGAAAUCUUUGCACUUCACAUUUCUUCAGAAUAAAUUGAAAAGCAUCAAGCUUCAACACUGGUUUACAGGAUGUGCUGUGGUGUCAGUGGCAAUGCCAGACAUCAUCAUCGCAGUUGGUUUUGUCACCAUGAAACAGCAGAAAUAUCCAUUUUUGCUGCAUGUAUCAAAAUAAGGAGAUCGGGAUCAGGGAAAUGUUUAGAAUAUGGAACUUGCUAUCACAUAAAGUUGUUGAGGUGAAUACUAUUUAAAGAAAGGCCAGAUAGGUACGUGGGAGAAACAAAUCAAGAGGUGUUUUUUCGUUUGCAUGGAGGUGAAGUCAGAUGGGAACAGGCUGUGGAGCAGAAAAAACAUAGAUGUGUUGGACCGAAUGGCCAGUUUCUGUGCUAUUAUCUGGUCUGUUCAUUUUAUAUAAAGCCUUCAUGGAUUUUCCUCCCUUACUUAUCAGCAUUCUUUGUAUCAAGAGGUGAAUAUUUAUCAAGGUUUUGUUUUCCUGAGAUCUUCACUCUCAUUGUCAUUCAGGAUAGUGUAUGGGGAGAAUAACACAGUCCAGUUAUGUAGUUUCCCAUGGGGAAUGGAGCCAUACAGCCAUAUACCAAUCGUUCUACAGAUUUGUUGUUGCUAUUGUUAACAAAAUGAAUAAACCAAAUUCUGUUGAGCAUAAUCUUUGCAGAGAGCAUUACCUGUAGAAUAUUUAGAAAGCAACUUGAAUCUUGUGUAAAAUUUUGCACUAAAUGAAUUUUCUACUGCACUUGGUUACUUUAUUGUAGUGUUGGUAGUGUUUGCUGCUAUUUAACUGUGUUUCAAAGGGAUCAUAUUUGUGUGCAUCCUUUGGCAAUAAUAUAAACAGCAGCUUGUAUUUAUAUUAGCACCUUUUACAUUAUAAAGCAUCCCAAAGCACAUCACAGGGACAUUAUAAAACAAAUCUUGACAGUCCACAUUAGGAGAGAUUAGGGACAGUGAUAAAGAGCUUGGCCAAAGGAAUGGAUUUUAAGGAACAUUUUAAAGAAAGGCGGAGAGGUUUACCUGAGGAAUUCCAGACUUUAACACCUUGGCACCAGGAAUCAGGAAACAAGGAUAGGGAUUUUAAAAUUGAGGCA